Diaporthe citri is the source of this 579-nucleotide messenger RNA. RefSeq lists its product as uncharacterized. The record is from RefSeq and is a predicted model, not a curated record. Bases 1 to 579 code for a protein of 192 amino acids. The transcript has 3 exons. Lineage: Eukaryota; Fungi; Ascomycota; Sordariomycetes; Diaporthales; Diaporthaceae.
AUGGUUCUCGACCCUCUGAGUGCAUUUUCCGUCGCGUGCAAUGUCCUCCAGAUUGUGGAGACGAGCCUCCGUGUCUUGGGCAAGACGGCGGAGUGCUACAAGAGUGGAGCCCCGGACGAAGUCAGCAUCAUCAUCGGCAACCUGUACACAAUUGAAGGCCUCAACGAUGAGCUCCAAAACUUUAUACCAGACCCGCUUGGGAAGAUCCCACUGUCCGCCACGGAGCUGAGGCUGGUCGAGGCAAAUGAGGAGUGCCUGAGGUUGUCGGGAGAUUUCAUUCGCCUUCUCGAGGGCCUCAAGGUCACCAAGAAAUCUGUUUGGCAUAGCAUUGGCAGCAGUAUCAAAACGAUGUGGUAUCAGGAUAAGCUGGCAGGCUUUGAGAAGGCGGUCGCCGAGAGUCGAGCGAAUCUGACUCUUGCUUUCCUGCUCCUGAUGCACGAGCGCUCCUUGAUGAUGCAGAACGGUAUCAUCAAGGCUACUACCGACGUCGAAGACCGCAUCCUCGACAUCGUCAAGAAGAAUACGGGCUCGUUGAAGGCAGAAAUUAGAAAGUUGACGUCUUCAGAGGGCUUCAGAUGA